CAACUUGGCAACAAGAAGGGAAAAAUUUACGAGGUGAGGACAAAAAAAUUCGGGUAAAUCUGGAAUAUGUUUCGGCUAAUCCGACUGGUUAUCUCCAUUUGGCUCAUCUACGGCAAGCCAUUAUCGGCAGUACUCUGGCUAAUGUUUAUCAGUUUCUUGGUUAUGAG
Messenger RNA from Racocetra persica, 167 nucleotides. The record is from the annotation of a GenBank genome assembly. Lineage: Eukaryota; Fungi; Glomeromycota; Glomeromycetes; Diversisporales; Gigasporaceae.